Molecule: messenger RNA, 883 nt
Organism: Dacryopinax primogenitus
Lineage: Eukaryota; Fungi; Basidiomycota; Dacrymycetes; Dacrymycetales; Dacrymycetaceae
Product: TGF beta-inducible nuclear protein 1
Exons: 4
Coding region: 1-795 (264 amino acids)
Biological process (GO): maturation of 5.8S rRNA; maturation of LSU-rRNA
Cellular component (GO): preribosome, large subunit precursor; nucleolus
Source: RefSeq, a predicted model, not a curated record
AUGCAUCUUCUCCUUCCCCAGAACGAGUAUAUCGAAGAGCACAUCAAACGGCAUGGUCGGCGGUUAGACUAUGAGGAGAAGAAGCGAAAGCGGCUUGCUCGUGAAGUGCACCGUGUCUCCGCUAAAACUCAGACACUCCAUGGCUUUAAGGCGAAGCUGCAUCAUCAGAUACAACAUGCCAAGAAGGUUCAGCUGAAGAAGACGCUCAAGCAACACGACGAGCGGAAUACCAAGACUACUACAUCUACCGAGGAGUCUGGCACCGCUCUUCCCACAUACCUCCUCGAUCGUGCACAGGAAAACAACGCCAAGGCACUCUCGACGGCUGUCAAGCAGCGGCGGAAGGACAAAGCGGCGAAGUACUCUGUUCCACUCCCGAAAGUACGGGGCGUUGCCGAAGAGGAAGUAUUCAAGGUCCUGCGUACAGGCAAGGGCAAGAAGAAAGCCUGGAAACGGAUGGUCACGAAAGCUACUUUUGUCGGGGAGGGGUUCACACGCAAGCCCGUCAAGCUCGAGAGAUUCAUCCGCCCCAUGGGGCUGCGAGUCAAGAAAGCGAACGUGACGCACCCGGACUUGCAGGCAACGUUCCAACUUCCCAUCAUUGGAGUGAAGAAGAACCCACAGAGCCCCAUGUACACCAGCUUGGGUGUCCUAACAAAAGGAACCGUGAUAGAGGUCAACGUUUCCGAGCUUGGGAUCGUCACGACUGGGGGGAAGGCGGUAUGGGGCAAGUAUGCGCAGGUGACGAACAACCCGGAGAACGAUGGGUGUGUGAAUGCUGUACUAUUGGUUUGAUAUUUAGGUCUAUUUUCAUCUUGCCUAAUUUUGUACUUUGCUGCUUGCAUCUCUCUACACCUUUCAUCCGCAAUCCAUCAGCUUUUGC